AGAGUGCACCACGUAGCGCGAGCACGAACCAGUCCAUAAUAUGUCACAAUGGAGCAGAAAAAGAGACUCAAAUUUGACCAUAAUAUCCUGGAACAACUUCAGCAAAGCAACUCCAUUAUCGCGUAAACCAUUUUAAACAAGACGAAUCUUGACUGGAUGCAUUGAAAUCGCCAUCGUGUUGCCCGGGACGGGUCUUUUCAGCGCGAUUGGACGCAUAGCUAGCAAGCACGUCCGUGUGGUCUCGCAAGCGCUUGGAGGAAGGAGCCCUCGGCAAACGAGGGAAAAAGACGACGGGAAAAUUAGCGAUAACGAAAACAUGAUGAACACAGAUGGAAACGGUAGUGAUCCAGAGGAUAUGGACACCAAAGAAGAUGUUGGAAGUGAUACGACGAUGGCCACGAACGGUUCUAACUCACCCAAACAAGCGGAUGAUGUUGCGAUGGAGGAGGAUACCGCCAGACCCGAAGGGACAAUUCGUUUCACUCUUCCAAACUUUAGCAAAAUGGAUAAGACAAUUUUGAGUGAUCCCAUUUACGUGAGAAAUUUGCCCUGGCGUAUAAUGUUGAUGCCGAGGUACUCUUCACAUGGACACGAGCGGGUUAAAAGCCUGGGUUUCUUCUUGCAGUGCAACCCAGAGACAGAGACCUUGUCAUGGUCAUGCCAGGCAUCUGCUCGACUUACUCUUGUCAGUCAGAAAGAAGGAGUGGAGGACUUUUCCAGGAAAAUUUCCCAUCUCUUCUUUGCCAAGGAGAAUGACUGGGGAUUUAGUCAUUUCGUUGCUUGGAGUGAUGUUCUUGACCCCAGUAAGGGCUAUAUCUCUAAGGACUCCAUCACAGUAGAGGUGUAUGUUUCAGCUGAUGCACCUCAUGGUGUCGCUUGGGAUUCCAAAAAGCAUACAGGAUAUGUUGGUCUGAAAAACCAGGGUGCAACAUGCUACAUGAAUUCCCUGCUGCAAACCCUGUACUUCACCUGUGCGCUACGCAAGGCGGUGUACCAAAUGCCUACUGAGAAUGACGACCUUGGAAAAAGUGUUGCAUUUGCUUUGCAAAGAGUUUUCUAUGAACUGCAGCACAGUGAUAAAGCAGUUGGCACCAAGAAGCUUACAAAGUCUUUUGGUUGGGAAACACUGGACAGCUUCAUGCAACAUGAUGUCCAAGAGCUGUGUCGGGUGUUACUUGACAAUAUGGAGAGCAAAAUGAAAGGAACUUGUGUAGAGGGCACUAUACCAAGAUUACUAGAGGGAAAACUUUUUUCCUACAUCAAGUGUACCAAAGUUGAUUAUGUUUCCACAAGACUAGAGCCGUUCUAUGACAUCCAGUUGAAUGUAAAAGGCAAAAAGAAUAUCCAUGAUUCAUUUAAAGAAUACUGUGCUUCUGAACUGUUGGAUGGUGACAAUAAAUAUGAUGCUGGUGAACACGGACUGCAGGAAGCCAAAAAGGGGGUCAUGUUCAAGAAGUUUCCACCAGUCCUUCAUCUCCAGCUUAUGAGAUUCCAGUAUGACCCUGUAGCUGAUGCAAAUGUGAAAAUUAAUGACAGAUAUGAAUUUUAUGAUAAGAUUGACCUUGAUCGAUACCUGCAAGAACCUGAAGACACACCCGCUGUGUAUACUCUUCAUGCUGUUUUAGUACACAGUGGAGAUAAUCAUGGUGGUCAUUAUGUUGUAUAUAUAAACCCAAAAGGCGACGGCAGGUGGUGCAAGUUCGAUGACGAUGUGGUUUCAUUGGCAACCAAACAAGAAGCAAUUGACAAUAACUUUGGAGGUUAUGAGGAUGAUGUCACUGUUAAACACUGUACUAAUGCGUAUAUGCUGGUCUAUAUAAGAGAUAGUCAUAUCAAUGAAAUUUUAGAAGAAGUAACUAAUAAUGAAAUUCCUGACACGCUGGUGUCGAGGUUACAAGAGGAGAGGAGACUUGAAGUGCAAAGAAGAAAAGAAAGGACAGAAGCUCAUUUGUAUAUAACUGUAGAGGUUGUUACAGAAGACCAAUUUUGUGGUCAUCACGGAUCAGAUUUGUUUGAUUUUGAAAAGGUUAAAACAAAACACUUCAAGGUUCUUAAAUCACUGAAAAUGCAAGAAGUUCUCCAGGUUCUUGCGGACGGAAUUGGGUAUCCUGUGGAUCAGAUUCGCCCAUGGCCCUUGCAGCAGCGCAGCAAUGGGACCACAAGACCGGCCGUGUUCGACAUGGAGAGUGAUAUAGAUAAGCCUAUCGGACAACUCGUGGAUGCCUCCUCCUGGGUGAUAUUCCUCGAGACUGUAGAUCCAGAGAACGGGACUGCACCCUUACCAAGCUAUGACAAAAAGGGUGAUGUUCUGCUAUUCUUCAAGUACUAUGACCCUGCACAGCGAGUCUUGGCACUUGUCGGACAUCUCUAUGUGCCGCUUGUUACAAAGUUCUCGGAAUUAAUGCCAUACCUGUGCGAAAAAGCUGGGUUGCCGCAAGGGACACCCCUUUUUAUGUUUGAGGAGGUUAAAAUUAACUACGCUGAGCAAAUCCGGGACACAAGUCUGACCAUCGAGCAUGGAGUAGAGGAACUAAUGGAUGGAGACAUUAUCUGCUACCAGAGAAGUGAUGACGAGUUGUUGGAAACAAGUGAGCUCCCAACGGUCAUAGAGUAUUUCAGGGACCUUCACCACCGAGUGGAGGUUCUAUUCUGUAACAAGAAUCAGCCCGACGAUCCUGGCUUCACUGUGGUUCUCUCCCAGCGCAUGAACUAUACGCAGGUUGCCAAGGCGGUCGCUACGCAUCUUGAGGUCGACCCAAUGAAACUCCAGUUCUUUAAGGGACAGAUUUACCGUGACGCGCCAGGGAAUGCGUUACGGUGUACGUUUGAAGGUACGUUGCGUGACCUGCUAAUCUAUUACAAGCCGCGAGGACCCAAGAAGCUGUUUUACCAAAUUCUGAGCAUUCCCAUCAACCAGCUGGAGAAUAAGAGACAGUUUAAGUGCAUCUGGCUCAACGACAGCAAGGAGGAACAAGAACUAGUGCUAUGGCCUAACAAGGAGGCAACAGUAGGCGACCUUCUUGAGGAAGCCAAAUCCCACGUGGAUUGCACGUCAACAGGCAAAUUGCGUCUUCUAGAGAUCAUCAGUGCCAAAGUGUUCAACACGAUUAACAACGACGUACCGCUAGAACAUCUCGUCAGCCAGGGACAAAGGAUCUUUAGAAUCGAGGAGAUCCCUUCAGAUGAAAUAGACCUGAAAACAGACGAAAUUUUAAUACCUGUGGCGCACUUCAACAAGGAGGUCUACCAGACGUUCGGCACUCCCUUCCUUGUGCGCGUCUCUGAUGGAGAAUCUAUUUCCAAUUUACGAGAUCGCGUCAAAGCCAAAGUGGAUAUCAUAGACAAGGAGUUUGAUAAGAUUAAACUUGCAAUUGUCCACAUGGGGCGAGUGAAUUAUCUUCCUGACGAAUUGGAUAAAGUAAUUUCUAUAAAGGACUUCCAACCACAGAUAACUACAAAUUCACAACAAAUCGGCAAACCUUGGCUUGGCCUUGAUCAUGUGAACAAAGCUCCCAAGCGCACACGGUACAAUUAUCUGGAAAGACCAAUCAAAAUCCACAACUGAAGCAUGUGACAGUCUCCUCGCCCUAGGCCCGCUGUGGAUGCCGGCCGAGACUCGGCCCAGCACCAGAAUCGACAGAGUCGUAUUGGUUGCACGUUUUAUACUAAAAUUUGAACGUUUUUACUUGGUGUAGAAUGUAAAAUAAGAGUAUUAAUGUUUGUGUAUUCAGCUUCUCUUUAAAUGUCUUUGUUUGCGCUUUGUACAAAGUCGUCUAGAUUGCCGCACUGGCUCGGUUAUCUCUUAUAUAAAUAUCUUUCUGUGAUAUACUUAAAAUUAAACCAAACUUUAUGUA
Molecule: messenger RNA, 3854 nt
Organism: Nematostella vectensis (starlet sea anemone)
Lineage: Eukaryota; Metazoa; Cnidaria; Anthozoa; Actiniaria; Edwardsiidae
Product: ubiquitin carboxyl-terminal hydrolase 7
Exons: 42
Coding region: 317-3565 (1082 amino acids)
Biological process (GO): regulation of protein stability; protein deubiquitination
Cellular component (GO): nucleus; cytosol
Molecular function (GO): protein binding; cysteine-type deubiquitinase activity; cysteine-type endopeptidase activity
Source: RefSeq, a predicted model, not a curated record